AUGCAAAGACGUUCUUGUCCACCCAAUGAGGGCCUGGUCGAGACAAGUAUUGUGGCCGUGGCCGGUGAGAUUGGGGCACCACCACGGCCAGCACCGUCUGGUGGACAGGAUUUCUUGCAUGCUCAAUUGGUUCAGAUUCUUGUAGGCUUUUGGUGCAGCAAUUACUGGCUGGACGUUAGUCGCUUGUCAGACGUGCUGGCUCCACCGCGAUCGGAGACUCUUUAG
Messenger RNA from Protopolystoma xenopodis, 225 nucleotides. The record is from the annotation of a GenBank genome assembly. Lineage: Eukaryota; Metazoa; Platyhelminthes; Monogenea; Polystomatidea; Polystomatidae.